This is a messenger RNA of Acanthosepion pharaonis, 648 nucleotides long. Lineage: Eukaryota; Metazoa; Mollusca; Cephalopoda; Sepiida; Sepiidae. The record is from the annotation of a GenBank genome assembly.
AUGUACACACACACACAAACGCUCACACAUGAACUAGCAAGCAUUAUCUAUCUAUCUAUCUAUCUAUCUAUCUAUCUAUCUAUAUCUAUCUAUCUAUCUAUUAUUAUAUCAUCUAUCUAUCUAUCUAUCUAUCUAUCUAUCUAUCUUGAUCAUAUAAUAUAUCUAUCCAUGUCAAUCGUAUAUCUCUCUUAUACCAUACAUCACUAUUUUAAUCAUAUCCAUCUAUAUCAAUCAUAUCAUAUAUCUAUCUAUAUAUCUCAAUCAUAUGAUAUAUAUUUAUCAUUCGUAUCAUAUAAUAUCAUAUCUCUCUCAAUCAUAUAUAUUACCAUAUCUAAUUUUAUAAUAUAUCUAUCUAUCGCAAUCAUAUCAUCUAAUACGUCUCUCAAACAUAUCAUACAAUAUAUCUAUAUAUCUCAAUCAUAUCAUAUAUCAUAUCUAUCACUCUAUCUCAAUCAUAUAUAUCAUAUGUGUAUCUCACAUCUAACACAAUCAUAUCAUAUUAUAUCUACCUCAAUCAUAACAUAUAAUAUCUAUCUAUCUAUCUAUCUAUCUAUCUAUCUAUCUCAAUCAUAUAAGAGUUUUAAGUUUCGUCUCUACCCCACCAAAGCCAGUGUGACCAAAAUCACACUCGCUUUAAUAGUUGUUUAA